AUGGCUACGGGUAUGGGAGAAUGGAGUGAGACAAUGGACACCACUGAGGAAACUCAGACGAUUUGUGAUCAAGUGAGUGAAGGACCAAGUGGAGAAACAGGCGAGAACUAUGGGGUUUACAAAGCAGUGAAAUACCGUGAGACUGUUGAUGAACAAAGCUUCCUUUUCAAGGUUCAUGUUGGAGGAGCAGACUAUAUUCAUCUGAGUGUCUUCCAGUUCAUUUGGCUUCUCCGCUGUGUGCCACAGGAAGUGGACAUACUGAGUGGUGUAGAGCAGCACAAGACCAAAGACGUCCCCCUCGUACCUUUCACCAACUGA
This is a messenger RNA of Epinephelus moara (kelp grouper), 318 nucleotides long. Its product is annotated as cystatin-B-like. The transcript has 3 exons. Gene Ontology annotation, molecular function: cysteine-type endopeptidase inhibitor activity. The coding region runs from base 1 to 318 and encodes 105 amino acids. The record is from RefSeq and is a predicted model, not a curated record. Gene Ontology annotation, cellular component: cytosol. NCBI's taxonomy places the organism in Eukaryota, Metazoa, Chordata, Actinopteri, Perciformes, Serranidae.